This is a messenger RNA of Exophiala oligosperma, 3796 nucleotides long. RefSeq lists its product as uncharacterized. The record is from RefSeq and is a predicted model, not a curated record. Lineage: Eukaryota; Fungi; Ascomycota; Eurotiomycetes; Chaetothyriales; Herpotrichiellaceae. The transcript has a single exon. The coding region runs from base 1 to 3042 and encodes 1013 amino acids.
AUGACUUCUAUCCUCCGUCUGGGAAGCAAAGAUCGCUCUUCUUUCCUCUUCAGACGGCAUGGCACUGAUAACAACGGAGACACUUCGUCCGAUCUGCUGGCUCAUCGCCUGCCUGAAUUAUCGCGUGUCGAUACACGAUCUCUGCUAGGCCUCUUUGACGAAUACAACAAGUCCGAGCACCUUGAAGCUCUGCCUAGAUUCCAGUCAGAUCAUCAAAGGUCUACUGCUUUGAAACCACAGAUUUGCCUUUCGACAGUGACCGAGCAUGGCGUAAUUGGAACCAUGAAGCCAUUCAAUGAAGAGGCAGUUCAACACCCUAGGCUCGAUCUGGUUCGAAAUGAAUCAACAUCAUCAUCCUGUUACUCUCAGCCCAGCCAGAGGGGGAGCGACUACUCUCCUCUGGUCACAAGAAAUUCGUCAAGCUCGAGUUAUGUUCAGGAAUCACCUUAUGACCUCUCAGAAGCCCCAUCACUGAAGCCGGACCCGUUAAAAUUAUCGACUCAUUCUGCCCUCUCUCCAGCAGCACAAUCACAGCCACGUAAGGUCUACCCGACGGUUGCCUCGCCAGUAACACUCCCGUCGCCACCACCAAACUUAGACAAACCGCUCCCACCAGGACCUCGUGAACCACAAAAGGCAUCCGUCUCAGUUCCUGAUCUUCUACUCCGGACCACAUCUGCAGAUCGACCUUCAAAUAGACUCUCCGUCCAACCAGACAAUGUCCAAGCCUCUUCAUUAAGCUCGAGGAGUGCAUCUGCAAGGCGCGCGUCUGACGGUCAAGCAUUGGCAGAGCUCCCCUCGUGGAGAUCCAAGUCUGUCCGAGACCAUCGACCUGGACAGCUGGAGGUGCCAAACACAAACCAGUUACCAUCGGACGCCAAAACCCAACGACAUGCUGGAGUCGAAAUCGAAGAGUAUCGCCGCCACACAGCCGACCUCACGGUGUCGAAUAGGUCGUAUGAACCCAAGCCGAAGAAUGUCAAAGCACGACGUGGAAAAUUAAUCAAGCCAAUCUCGGCAUCAACGGCGGAACGAGUCAUUUACAAGAUCAUGUGCAACCUUCACAGCUUGGAAGAUCUUCAAUCAAUGGCCAUAGUUAGCAAAGGCUUCUACCGCACAUUCCAUCGCAAUGAGUCGAACUUGGUAAGCCAUUUGAUCUUCAAAACAUCUCGACCGGCCUGGGAAUUUCGACGAAUCACGCUUGCUCUUAAAGGGUCCAGCAACUUUGUCCUCAAAGACUACCGUCGCGAUUGCAAGAAUUUGACGGCGUUGAAAGCUUUCAUUGUUGCUCACUGCGGCUCGAAUUGUAAACAAGGUGUGUUGGUUGGACUUCUCGGUCAGUACGAGGAUCGUACCAAGCAGAUUGACAAUGCUCUUUGGCGCAUCUGGACUUUCUGCAGCCUCUUCGGUAACACUAUGGGAAGAACGAGCCCUCCACAGGCAGAACUUGACUGGCUGAACGGUAGCAAGGCAGCCAACAAGAACAUGGGCGCAGAUUUUGCCGUCGGAAAUGGAAGCGGCCUCACUACGGGGGAGCUUGAGGACAUGAUUGAGAUCUGGCAAUGUUUGCAAAGACUACUUUCUGGCUUUCAGGGUCGAGAAUCUGAAGCCAAAAAAGCCGGUGUCUUUGACAACUGGCAUCUUCGGGAAACAACUACUGAAGCUCAGCAUCUGGGAGAGUGGAUUUCCUAUUUACUUACACUGGGCCCUCAGACAAUCUUAGCCCUCUCUUCGUGCUCGUUCGAUCAAGCCAGAAUGUUGAGCCUCACGAAAUGGCCCGCUCCGGUUGCAGGGCAGAGCCGAUCAUCCUUCUUGACUGCCGCAAUCACCCAGGUUUAUCAAGAAAGACUUCUCGAGGAGGCUACACUCAAGGCUGCGCGAUUUUCAAUAACCCCGAUGGCUGCUCCUCAAUUACAGCACCAGCGCAAACCAAGUCACCGACCCACCAGAUCUUUCGACGAACGACAACUGGCUCCUCCUCCAGUACGCACGACAGUGAACCAGACUCAGUCCCUCCGAAUCGACACUACCAUGCUCAAAAGAAGGCCCAUAUCUAUGAUUGCACAAUCUGACGUUCGGCUUGAAAUCCGACCAGAUUGUGAUCCAGCUAAUGAUCUUUCCAUGAACAAGUCACAGGUGUUCCCUGCUACCCCGACCGCCGAUCCGACGAUGUUUUACACCCUUGGAAUGACACCGACAGCGAGCACGAAACUUGGGGCUACUUUGUUUCCGGUUGAUUACGUGAACCCGGGACCCCGAGUACCUUUCCGCAACACUGAUCAAUCCCACGCUUCGACACCUGGCGUGGUAGACCCUGUGGACAGAGCCAUGAGAGUUUUGGUGCAAGACCUAGGUUUCAGCGAGAUUCGCGCGAGAAAGGCGCUCGCCAUGUGUGACACUGGUUCGGGGAUUGACCUCCAAAAAGCCAUCGAGCUGCUGACGAUCGAUGCGAAAGACGCCAAACAUCGCCUCGCACCGCCUAUAGAAUUACCCACGCCAUCGAUAGUCUCGAGUCCCGACCGGGCGAAGAGGCAGCCCACGGCUUUCUGUGACGGGCAUUGCUCUCCAACCUCGUCGAUCGCACAUAAGAGACAGCGAUCGACGGGCACGAUCACCGACACCUCCAUCAGCCCAAUCUCAAUCAGCGAUGACGCCGAAUGGCAAGACACAAUCUCGCCGCUCGUGACUCCAGCAAAUUCGACGAUGCGGCCGAAAAGCAUGUUACGCCGAGGUCCGAGUAAAGGGGUGAAGGCUUGGAAAGUGCUCGGGAUCGAAAAUGCACCGAAGCGCAAGAAUUCCGUUCUCGGAAUCGAGGAAUACCAGGCAAAGGUCGAGCGUAGAAAGAGCAUGAGGGCCGGAAUCGUCGCGGGAAGUACCAGCGUGAGAGAGGGACUCGGCAAGAAUUUGUUGGGUCUAGGGUUGGGCAUUGGAAGUAUCAUGGGAGCAAAGUCUGUGGAACAACAACUCCAACAGGCUCGAGACCAAGAGAGACGCAAGAAAGAAAAGACCUCGAAAAUCAUCUCCAUGCCUCGAUAUGCAUGAGUGCACAGAUUCCCCCGGCAGGUCAUCACGAUGACGCACCUGCGGCUCCCUGGACACUUCAACCGUUUUUUUUUCCUUCUUCUCUACAGUUUCAUCAUUUGGGGGUAUAUUCAGUCGGCGUUGAAAGGUGGUUCCUGUUCGUCAUUGGUUUUCGAGACCAGGCAUGACCGGCUCGCCCGACUUUACAGAGUCCAUUACAGUCCUCCCGUUCAGUACAUGCCAGCAUACACGACAUCUACAUGUUUUUUUUUCUCGCUCUCUGUUUGCAAGCAACACGACACAUACGGAAACUAGGGAUGAUGAACGAGACCAACGACCGAGCAACCUUUUUGACGACAUUUUUUUUUGUACAAAUCUAUUUUUGAAUUACACAGAAGGAGGGGGGGAAGGAUAAGUCGAUGGCCACGACAGGAGGGGAAACAGGUUCAGCAGUGGCGACGAGCAGUGGCGACGGACAGCGGCAGCGAUAUCGACAAUGAAAGAAGAUACCCUUUUUGAGAGAAGUCGAUCAAUUUGUUUUUUGGUUUGAUUUGUUUUUGGGGGUUUGAUUUGUUUUUGUCAAUGGGGGCAUUCAAAGGAUCCCGGUCUCUCUUUCGUCCCUACUCCCUCACACGCUCUCGUUUUUGAUAUCUUGUCGAGGGUCAGCUGGGGAUCGGAUGGAUGAUGAUGAUGAUGAUGAUGAUCGGGAAGGGAGAUUGGGAUAAUCCCCCGUACGUGGCGUUUGUUUUUGAUCUUGAGAUUCAAUACACAAAUU